Stylophora pistillata is the source of this 1311-nucleotide messenger RNA. RefSeq lists its product as uncharacterized. NCBI's taxonomy places the organism in Eukaryota, Metazoa, Cnidaria, Anthozoa, Scleractinia, Pocilloporidae. The record is from RefSeq and is a predicted model, not a curated record.
GAAGAUACAAGCCCGGGGAUUGAUCAAUCCUAUCAUUGAGAUAGAUCUGGCCACAGAGAGCAUCGAUUGGGAAAAGUUCACCACGGAGGACAUGUGCCAGCUGCUGACCGAAAGAUUCAAAUGGAGCCGAGCAUAUCUGUCCCCAGAUGCCAAGAUCAUUGUAAAUCUGCGGGACUUUCGGACGCCAUGGUCUAUGAAAUGGAGCGGUUGUUUACUGUUGUGGACUACCUUGCGUCCAGGCCUGCAGCUGAACGUCCUUUUGGAAUCAUGUUUGAGGAGCCAACAGGCAAGUUUUUACCCGAGGAGGUUGGAGCUUGGACCGCUGGUGUACGUAAGAUCAUGGAUUCCCAUGACUGGACUACUGGACACCUCUUGGCUCAUGUUCACAAGAAGUGGGCUCUUGGAGAAAUGGUGCAGCUUGAAUGCCUUGUCAACGGGGCUAACGGUAUCUGGGCAAGCCUCUGUGAGGAAGGAGCUGCUCUUGGCCACGCAUGUUCUACAGUCACGCUGAUGAACCUCGUCCUAAUGGGAAACGAAAAGGUCCUGAAACGCUACAAUUGCAACAAGCCAAGGGAUGCUGCAUCUAAUGUGACUGAGAUCACCACUGGCCUUCCAGCCCAUCCCAAGCAAGUCAUCUAUGACAACAGGGCACUGGACUUAGCAUUUGACUUUGGAAGCAUAGCUGGUGGAACCGUUGGAGAAACCGACUUUGACCUUGCUGAGUUCUUUGGAGAAGAGGCGCCGGUGAGGAUCAGUACACUUGCCUCCGAAGAUAUGAUCCUGGAAAGGCUGAAAGAUUUGUUUGGUGAAGAUCCGCAGUUUACAGACGAAAUGGCUGCUGCAAUGAAGGAACAAAUGAUUACAGACCUGAAAGGCAACACGAAGGAGGAAUACAUGAGUGCAGCUGGCAUCGCUAUGUUGUUUCAUCGUUCAGGAGGAAAAUUCACGACCAAGAUGUCAGAAGUCAUCGAAAGAGCCGAAGUGAAGAGUGUGCACGCCCAACAUCUCAUUGAAGAGGUUCGCGGUAUGCGGAACGAGUGGGAUAUAGAAGAAGAUAAACUGAAUGACGACCAGCUUAACUUCGACUCCUUCUACAACGGCUUCAUGUAUCCCUACUCUGGCUGCUUCAAGUGCACUGACACACGAAAGGCCUUACAAGCUAUCAACAUGGAUAAUGACGGGUACAUCGACUGGAAUGAAUUCCUGGUUUACCUCAAGUGGGCGAUGCGUGAAUAUCCCAAUGUUGAAAACGAUAGAUUGCCUUUGGUACCUGUUCAAGAUGGAUCUUUAGUCAAAGAAAUGCGUGAGUAA